CACAUUCCUCCAUCAGAAUUACAAAGCUACCAACUCACUCUCCCUCCUCUGUCUUGGAGCAUUUCAGUUGUGCAAUCAUUUCCUGCUUUCUCACCCAUUAAUCGAUCACCAUGCAUGUGAAGAAGAAUAAUGCGAUGAUGGUGCUGCAGCCAGUACUACUUGUGAUGGUGAUGUUAGGCCUCACUGCCCCCACCCAAACCAACGCCUUGAUUCAGUUCAACCCAAUAUCCUCCUCCCUCUGGGACCACCACAUGAUCGAUGACCCUUUCAGAAUUCUCGAACAGACUCCCUUCACCAUCCCAAACCCUACCGUUCAAGAGGCGCUAGCUCUGGCACGUGCCGACUGGAAAGAGACGGCGACUGCACACGUGAUCUCAUUGGACGUCCCGGGGAUGAAGAAGGAGGGCGUGAAGAUAGAGGUGGAGGAGAACAGGGUGCUGAGGAUCAGCGGAGAGAGGAAGGCCGACGACCAGGAAGGAGAUCAGGGCGACAACUACAAGUGGCACCGUGCUGAGAGGACAAAUGGCAAGUUCUGGAGGCAGUUCAGGCUGCCUGGGAACGCCGACUUGGAUCAGAUCAAGGCUCAUCUCGAGGACGGGGUGCUCAGGAUUACGGUGCCAAAGUUUGCGGCGGAGAAGAAGAGGCAGCCCAAGCUCAUCAGCAUUGCCUCGUCUUCUUCCGCGUCUGCUGAUCAUGGGGUGGAUGUCAACCCUACAAAGGUCGCAUGAAUUCAAGACAAAAACUAAUUACAUUACGAGUAUACAAAAUGCAUGGUUGCAAAAACGGACGAGAUGUGUCGAGUUGUGUUGUGUUGUGUUGUAAUGAUGAUUUGGGAAUUUAUUGAAUAAUAUAAGUUUUUGUAAUAUGCAUGCAUGCAUGAUCUGGAUUAUAUAUGAUCUAGUAACUAACACUUUACGUUUAUGCAUGAUA
Malus domestica (apple) is the source of this 930-nucleotide messenger RNA. RefSeq names its product 18.1 kDa class I heat shock protein-like. Gene Ontology annotation, biological process: response to hydrogen peroxide; protein complex oligomerization; protein folding. NCBI's taxonomy places the organism in Eukaryota, Viridiplantae, Streptophyta, Magnoliopsida, Rosales, Rosaceae. The record is from RefSeq and is a predicted model, not a curated record.